CGCCUAGUUUUUGGGUGGUUGUUGGUUAGUUAGACAGUACAGUAGUAUGAUUGAAACGAUUUUUAAUCUCUUGUCUGUUACUAUGAUUACAAAUUUUGAUAUCACGGAAACAUUCUAGUAAAACAUUGCGAGUCUAAAGUAUGUCGUGAUGAACUGUAAGCCGUUUUUUUCAAUGAAACAUAUUUCUUGUAAAACGUAGUGACACAUUGAACCUUAUGUUUGUGGUCAACGAUGAUAGUGUAACAAUAACAUUGGACUUUGUAAGGAAGAAUUUACGUUAAGGCUUCUUAUUAUCAAAAACACGAUAUCAUUGCAUUAAUUCAGUACGAUGUCUAUGUAAAACUUAUUGUAUAUGUUUUAUGCAAUGAAAGGACAAUGUCAUCCGACAAGGAUAAGUGUGUCAAAGAAGGUUAUGUGUGGUUACCACCCCAAGGCGUUCUCAGUCAACUAAAGUUUCAGAAAUCUUGGCAAAGAAAGUACUGCAAACUCUACAAGGCGAGCAAGUAUGGUAUCGAGAGACUGGAAGUGUUCGAUAGUGAAGAAGAAGCUAUGAAGACGUCACUGAUGCCGAUCAUCACCUUAGAGAACUGUAUAAAAAUAACUGAAGACACUCAGAAACAUAACCAGCCCCAUGUAUUUUUGGUGGUGACGAAGACCAACAUCCAGCACUUUGCUGCUAACUCAGAGGAGGAUAUGUGGCAAUGGGUGACGGCCCUCCAGUCCGUAGCCUUCAAGGACUCUGUGUCCCGACAGACGAUUGAGGAGGACAAUGAACUCUACUGCUCAUCAGAAGAUUCGGGAGUAUUCAGUGUGAGACUGGUGGCUUCCGAGGCUUCAGAGCGGUGUGGGCUGGCCCCUGGUCCUUAUACAUUAGUGGUGACGCAGUCGGCUCUACACCUUCGAGAUGACCAGAGGGUGCUAUACAUCUGGCCGUACCGAUUCAUCCGCCGUUAUGGCCAUCGUCAGGGCAAGUUCACCUUUGAGGCUGGCCGCAAAUGUGAAAGCGGUGAGGGCACAUUCCACAUGGAACACUCCAAUCAGCAGGAGAUAUUCCGUUGCAUAUCCUCUAAGAUGAAGAACAUGAAGAAGUUAUUGACGGGUGAGUCCUUGUCUUCUCCAGCCAUACUCUGUGGUGACAACCAGUUCCACGCUGCCCUGAACAUGAUGGCUCGCUCUCGCAGUCCUCUACCACCCUCUCCAACAGGAUCUACACCACUGUUGGACGCUGAACUGUGUUCAAUAUCUUCAGCUAAACCACUCAUACCAGUUCCAGUAGAACCACUACAGCGUAGUUUGAAACCUCCUCUGCCAUUCAAACCGAAACCAAUGAAACCCCCACGUAAAAAUUUACCUGCAAUAACGGUUAAUGAUUCCGAUGAGAAUUGCAGUAAGGAACAUCAGAACCAGAAUGCUGACAAUUGUGCUGAUUAUGACGACAUUGAAGUGAGGAAUGAUGCAUGGAAAACUAUGGGGCUCGGUGUGAUGCCUCACUCGGAGCGUCCAUUUUCUUCAAGAACUGAAGAACCAUUGGAGAUGCAGACCAAUUGGCAACAAUGUGAGGAACAUCAUUAUGAUAAGCUCCAACACCUUGGACCCACGAAUAAACCCCACCCUCGACCUGGCUACAGACAGAUAGUCGGUAUUGCACCGGCCUUGCCUCCUCCAUGCGCAUCUGAAGAUACUGUGAGGGCGGCGGAUGAUUCUCAUCUAGGCUAUGGUGUCAUACGCAAGAAACCUGUACCUGCCGAGGAGACUCAGCCAGCCAAUGUUGGCCCGCCUCACCAGGUAUACAACAACAUGGAGUACGCUAUUGUCUGUAAACCAAAUAGAGUGUGAGAGUCAUAGUUAUAACCUAUGUUAGUUUUAUAUUUGGAUUAGCCUUUUGAAUUGUAAGCAAGGUGUUAAUAAUUUAAAGUAUAUAUAAAAUGUUACUGAAUAUUUAUAUAUUUUACACUAUAUCAAAUAUAUAUUUUAUAUUUUAAAAGCUUUAACAUUGUACAUUGUGCAAAAAUUUAUAAAGAAGUGAGAUUGUUUCAAAAUAUAUGCUAGUUUUAAUGUCUCUAUUACAAAUUAUAACUAGAGGAUAUGUUUAUUUUAGAAGCAAAGGUUGGAAUCACUGAUUCUGAUUUUAAAAUAUACAUAUUGGAUAAAUUUUAAAAAUUAUCUUAGCUUUGCAUGUGAAAACCUUGUUCUCUCAUGUGUUGGGAAUGUUCUAUUAAUGUAAUGUAAGUUACGAUUUUACUACAAAAUUUCAAUUUUGGAAAUUUACUUAAGUUGACUUUAGUGAACAAUAAAGUUAUCUUGUCAUGUGAUGAAAUUUAUUUUUCAGAAAGGCGUGUUCAUGUGUAUUUUAUUUGGUCUUGUCUAAAUUAUUAUUUCUUAAUAUUUAAAUGUUUCAAUCUCAACCUAGUACGUACCUUUAAUAUUAUGUGUAUUAAAAAAUAUUUUUGUAAAAAUCCCCACAAAGAUUUUCUUAUGUUAGUCAUUAGUCUACAAUUUCCCAGUAAUGUUAUUAAAACAUUUUGUAGUAAUGUUUUUGUGAAUAUAGUUGAUGUGUAUCUGGAUAUUUCAUUUGAAAUAAGUUAAACUAAUGUAUUUUUACUGUACAGUUUAUGUACUUUAUUUUAGUAUGCAAUAUUUGUGCAAUUUAUACAUUUUUUUUAUUCUUAGGUUAAUAUAUUAGUAUAGCUUAGUUGUGCUUAAGCUUUCAUUCAAAAAUUAAGUAAUGUCUUACUUUAAUAUUACUUAACAGAUCCAAGUUAGAACUUAAAGAAAAAGAUUCUUCAUAAAAAUAUUAAACAUUUAUUUAAAUAAUAGGACAUUACUAAUCUUUGGCUGAUUAAAUAGGUACCAGUAUAUUGUAGUUUAUUACAAGUAUAUUAUUAAACAGAUGUAAUACUCCUAGGAAAUAAUUAAUUAAAUAUUUUACAAUAUUUCUAUAAUUUGUAUUUAAACUGUGAAAGUCAGUAUGAACAAUGAAAAAAUGCAAUGAAUUCUUCAUUAUAUUUUGUUUACUUACCGGAAAAAUGUGCUCCAACCUUUUAUAAACUAAUUUACAACAAAUACCAUUCCAUAAAAUAUUAUCAAAAAACAAAAUAAAUGUUAAAAUAUACUAAUAUUUAUAAUAACCAAUAGCAUCUUUGGUUAAAGAAAAUUUAAAGCAUAGCAGAUUCAAAAUAAACAUUGUUUUUCGAGAAAUAACAAUUUGACACUUGCUUUUUAUGGGAGAUUUUUUCAAUGGCUGUAAACAGGAUUUUUUUGUGUAGAAGCUUAUAAACACAAGAUACAGAAGAUUGUGAAGAAAAUUCCUUUCUUACUACAGAAACUGCCUUAACUUCUAAACAAGUUAAAGUACUUAUUUUUAUAGUGUUGUGUUUUAACACUACUCUAUCUAGUGGUUUAAGUAGCUUUUGUCCAUUAGUAAUAGUAAAUUUGUUUUAUCAUCUGUUGGAAAUGAAUUGUAUUUUAUAUGGAUUCUAGUUAUUGUAUUUAUUGUUCUUGUUCAUAGUUUUGUAUUUUGUGUAAAUAGUGCUAACUGGUGCUAUAUAUACUUCAGACUGUUACCAUGUACUUUCAUUUGUUAUACAUUUAUGUACAUAUUGUAUUAAUGUGUUGUUGUAGUAUUGUACUUAUUGUAAGGUGCCAUGGUCUCAUUUUGUACCACUGCCUUUACUCAAAUUAGGCAUACAUGAAAAUAAUUGCUGAAACGUAAUUAUAAUCACAAAUUACAUGUUGGUGGCGUUGGAGCACACAAAAUAAAUGCACUUUGUGUAUUGCGUUAGUCACCCGUUCACUAUUAGGUUAAGGUUAGUCUAAAAGCUUUAUAUUUGAUAUUUGACUGUUUGUGUUUCAUUGUGUCCUAACACAAUAUAUUAAGCGGCCAACGUAAAUAAUUCUCACCCAUGUAGUAUUGAACAGAGAUAGACCUCCUUCAUCUUGUUGCUCUUUUUAUUGAUUGCAAACAACAAAGUAUCACAUAAGUAUCACAAAGUAUCAUUCUAUGAAGUGUGUAAAUUUUUUUUUUCUCUACUGGUGCUUAAUUUGUUUAAAAAAAUUGUUCACUACAAAAUCUAAACAGUACAGCUUAACUACUACAAAGACAGUUGCAUGGAUUUUUUAGUAAUUUCUACUAUAAUGUAAUAAAUAGAUUUUACUAUUAGUCUUCUCUGUAUCUUCCUUUCUUGUCUCAGGGUUUGACUCAGCUUUCCUCACUGUUUUGUCUCACCAGCUCUCUUCUGGGCUUUCAUAAAGAAAUGUUUUGUGGUUUAGAUCCAUGGUUUUUUAGUAUAAAUUCGGUAAAACUUAAAAAGUCAAUAAAGUAAAAAAUGUAUUCAAGUUAACUAUGCUUACAUGUAAAAUUUGUUUUGAACAAUUGAUAUACUUGUUAGUUUAAACUAUGUAUAUACUAUCUAAUUUAAAAUGGUUAGAUGUUGAAUGUUUUAAAUUAACAUAUGUAAAAGUACAAACUGUAUUACAUUUCCUCCAAACUAGCUAAAAUUUACUCAAAUUUCACCUAUGAAGUUAGUUGGUGCCAGUAACAUUUAUGCAUGUAUUUCUACCUUCACCACAAAUACUGUCUUAAAGUGACCGAUAAAUCGUAGUUACGUAUUUGUUUUUAAAUUAUUUUUUGUUAUUUUUUUUAAUCAUGAUUAAAAGCUUCUUACAUGUAUA
This is a messenger RNA of Homalodisca vitripennis (glassy-winged sharpshooter), 4671 nucleotides long. RefSeq names its product docking protein 2 (gene Dok). The coding region runs from base 376 to 1836 and encodes 486 amino acids. The transcript has 4 exons. Lineage: Eukaryota; Metazoa; Arthropoda; Insecta; Hemiptera; Cicadellidae. Gene Ontology annotation, biological process: cell surface receptor protein tyrosine kinase signaling pathway; positive regulation of MAPK cascade. The record is from RefSeq and is a predicted model, not a curated record. Gene Ontology annotation, cellular component: cytoplasm.